AUGACUUCGAUUAUCACAAAGCUUGUCACCAAGAAGAUCUUGGGAGAGACUGUCGCGAACAAAUUCGGCACUGAGGAUCCUUACUUUGAACAUAUUCCAGCGACUCGCCUGGAUGGAACACCCAACGGCAAAGUGAAGAAGCGCAAGAAGGCCCUCCCUCCAGGCAUUACCGACCAUGAUGCCAAGAUCUUGAACAAGGUCAAACGCCGAGCUUAUCGACUGGAUUUAUGUCUCUUCAGUUGCUUCGGCAUUCGUUUCGGCUGGGGCAGCGUUAUAGGACUGGUUCCUGCUAUCGGUGACGUUUUAGACAUGUUGCUUGCGCUUCUCGUAAUGAGGACCUGUAUGAAGGUUGAUGGCGGACUACCUACCUCGGUCAAGGGUAAAAUGAUGUUCAAUGUCUUGAUCGAUUUCGUUGUUGGACUUGUCCCUUUUGCUGGCGACUUAGUUGAUGCAGCAUACAAGUGCAACACUCGCAAUGCUGCGUUGCUCGAGUCUCACCUACGAGAAGAAGGGCGCAAGAACCUCAAGAAGAGUGGUUUGCCGGUACCGGCCGUUGAUCCUAGCAACCCUGAUGAAUUUGAUCGACUUCAAGCGCAGAAUCCGCCCGAGUACGUUUCAAACCCACCAUCUCGGAAUCCAUCUAUGUCGGAGCGUCGUCAACAUAGCCGCAGCCGCAGCCGAGAUCGCCGUCGCGAAGACCGCCCUGCUGAGCCGGCACCUGUACGGGUUCGCGAGAGUCGCGGAUUCUUCGGUCGCAGCAGGGCUCGUCCCAAUGACAUGGAGACAGGAGAAGCUGAGCGUGUAUCUCGACGCCAAAGAUCGCCGCGCGGGGAGCGACACUGA
Fusarium coffeatum is the source of this 843-nucleotide messenger RNA. RefSeq lists its product as uncharacterized. The transcript is spliced from 3 exons. Lineage: Eukaryota; Fungi; Ascomycota; Sordariomycetes; Hypocreales; Nectriaceae. Bases 1 to 843 code for a protein of 280 amino acids. The record is from RefSeq and is a predicted model, not a curated record.